Messenger RNA from Drosophila sechellia, 1192 nucleotides. It is a transcript of the gene Cchl, whose product is annotated as Cytochrome c heme lyase. Gene Ontology annotation, biological process: cytochrome c-heme linkage. The record is from RefSeq and is a predicted model, not a curated record. The transcript has 3 exons. Gene Ontology annotation, molecular function: holocytochrome-c synthase activity. The coding region runs from base 186 to 1031 and encodes 281 amino acids. NCBI's taxonomy places the organism in Eukaryota, Metazoa, Arthropoda, Insecta, Diptera, Drosophilidae. Gene Ontology annotation, cellular component: mitochondrion.
CACUUUCCAUCGGUCUGGCAGCUCUGACCACAACCUCGCUGCAUUUUGGGCUCAAAAGUUCUAACGAUGAACUAACGAAAAUAUUAAUCAAAAUUUAAGGCGACUGGCUCCAGGAGAAGAUCGACAGAUAUCGAGAGUUGUGACCAUUAGGAUCGAAUUUUGUUAUUAACCAAUCCCCAGCAAAAAUGGGCAAUACAGCUAUCACCCGAGUGCAAAUGGAGGCCACGAAGAGUGUGCCGGUGGACCACGCCAAGUACACGAGCGGCGGUGGUGCCCCGCCACCAGAAUGCCCCAUGCAUCAGAAGCAUGGAGAUGCAAAAUCGGCCUCCGCCGUGCCCCCACAUCCCAAGAUGCAGGCCGCUUCCGAGUGUCCGGUGCAGCACGACAACAGCGACGUUAAUCCGCUGAAUAUGAUGCCACCGGCAAACCAACAGCCGGCGGCAGAUCAGCCCUUCCCACUGCCCACCGACCGCCAGACGUCGACCAUUCCCAAAGUCACCGAGGAUGGCAGCGUUCAAUUCUGGCAGUAUCCCAGCCAACAGAUGUUCUGGAACGCCAUGCUUCGCAAGGGCUGGCGCUGGAAGACCGAGGACGUAUCGCAAAAGGACAUGGGCGACAUCAUACGCAUCCACAAUGCCAACAACGAGCAGGCCUGGCAGGAGGUUCUCAAGUGGGAGGCGCUCCACGCCAAGGAAUGUGGCAAUCCGCGCCUCAAGAGCUUCGGUGGCAAGGCCAAGGACUUCAGUCCGCGCGCUCGAUUCCGCAGCUGGCUGGGAUACGAGCUGCCAUUCGAUAGGCAUGACUGGAUAGUCGAUCGCUGUGGCAAGGAUGUGCGCUACGUCAUUGACUACUACGACGGUGGACUGGUGGACAAGGACUACCGCUUUGCCCUGCUGGACGUGCGCCCAGCCAUGGACUCCGUGGACAACGUUUGGGACAGAAUGCGCGUAGCUUACAUGCGCUGGAGGUACGAGCUGUUCGAGAAGUUUGGCAGCGCGGAUGGCGGCAAAGUGACCGCUGGUAGCGACUAGGAGGAACGCAUAUUUAGAUGAUCGCUAUAGGUACAAAAUCGGCUUAAGUUAUCGUGUGGAUGGAAGAGGAGUUUGGUUAAAUGCGUUUGACACUGCGAAGCGAAACGAAGUUGAGCCCUCUCUUUAAAUAAAUGUUGAAUCUUGACUUCAUAACACCAAAA